AUGGCUGUGCUAUACCAUUCCUGUGAACUGAUCGAUCCAAACGAGAGACAUAAAUUUUGUCCAGAUGGUAACGACAGCUGGUGCCCUUAUAAGUGGCAGGGCACACUUGAAAGAAAAGAUCACCAUUUGGAUCCUGUGUUCUUAGAUCUGUUGCUCCCACAAUUCAAGCGCCUUAGUGAGUAUUCAUUGUUGCUUCGUUGUCUGCCAGGAUACUCUCAAAAUGUCAAUGAGAGCUUGAAUAGCCUUGUAUGGAAUAGAGCUCCAAAACAUCGAUUCAAAGGCCCCAAAUCUGUUGAGAUGGCUGCAAUGUCAGCAGUAUUGCAAUUCAAGGAAGCAGCUGGCAUUCCUGCUGGAGUAUUUACAUCUCAAGGUAGUGCCAAAAAGGACAAAACAAGGAUUUUUCAUUCUGCCAAGAAGGCGGCAACGUGUGAGAAGGUUAGAAGAAGGAAGAUCAGGCAAGCUAAAUUGGCAGCAAACAUGAGAGAUGAAGGUGAGUGCUCUUACAGCAGUGGGAAGUUUAACAAAGUUGAUCCUCUGGCUCAAGUGGGGUCAGAAAGCUCGGAUGAUGAAGACGAUUAUCCUCUUGCUCAAUUAGUACUGAACAAAGAUUCGGACACUUCUGAUGAAGAUGUACCACCAGCUCAAAUCAUCAGGAAUAGCAGCAAGAAUAGCUAA
Paramuricea clavata is the source of this 675-nucleotide messenger RNA. NCBI's taxonomy places the organism in Eukaryota, Metazoa, Cnidaria, Anthozoa, Malacalcyonacea, Plexauridae. The record is from the annotation of a GenBank genome assembly.